UUCUUGGCGGGGAAUUUGAUUUCGCUGCUUUCGGCUCCUCCCUUUCAGUGCCGGUGGCGUCUCUCGUGGCUUAGGUCCAAGCUGAGUCAACUUGCUCACCUCCGCCAGAUUGAGGUGGCGUUGCAUCUCUGCCAAACAUUCAGCCCAUGGGUGACGGGAACUCCAUGAAGCGGUGCCGGUGCGUAGCUACCUGCCCCGUCUGCCUCUGCUACUUCACCAGCCCAGUGCUGCUAAACUGUGGGCACAGCUUCUGCCAAGCAUGCAUCAGGAGGUGCUGGGAGCAGCCUGGCGCAAAUGCCAGGUGCCCCGAGUGCAGAAGGACUGUCGAGAGAACCUUCAGGCCCAACAGGUCUCUCUCGAACCUGGCUGAAAUACUCAAGGACUGGGAAGCGUCCGCCGAGAGAGGGGCUCGAGAACAACGGGACUCGGAAUGCCAGAGGCAUCGGCAGCCGUGGGACUUGUUCUGCGAGGACGACCAAGUCCCCUUCUGCGGGGAAUGUGCCAGUUCCCAAGAGCAUAGGGGCCACACAGUGGUCUCCGCGGAAGAAGCCGCCCAGGUAUACAAGGAACAGAUCAGCAGUUGCUUGCCGAUUUUGAGGACGGAGAGAGAAAGACUUCUGACCUUUAAAGCACAAACAGAAAUUGAAAGGCGACAGUUGCUUGAGCACAUAGAGGGGGAGAAGGGAAAGGCCAUAGCCAAGUUCAGCCAACUGCACCAGUUCUUGGAGGAACAAGAGGACCUUCUGCUGGAGAAAAUGCAAGAGCUGGAGGAGGACAUUGCAAGGAAAAGGGAGGAGCACCUGGACAGGCUCUCCAGGGAUCUCAUACCCCUUGAAACUCUCAUCCUGGAGAUGGAAGCCAAGCUUCAGAGGCCAACAAGUGAAAUCCUGCAGAACAUUAGAAGCCUUUUGCAGAGGUUUGAGGAGAGAGAGGCAUUUGAGACACCAGUGGUUUUUUCUGUUGCGUUGCACUGGAGGGCCUGGGAAUUCAGCGAUGUGAUCCCCUUUCUGGACCAUGUCAUACAGGAAUUCAAAUACACUCUAACAUCUGAUUUGAAAUAUCUGCAGAAAGCAAGGGUAACUCUGGAUCCAGUUACAGCUCACCCCCAGCUCCUUCUGUCUGAGGACUGCCUGAGCGUGACGUGCGCCGACGUUUGUCAAGAGGUGCCCGACCACCCGCAGAGAUUCAAACAACUGACUGCUGUGCUGGGACGCGAGGGGUUUAGAACUGGCAGGUUCACCUGGGAGGUCACUGUGGGGAAUGAGGGGGAAUGGGCUGUGGGGGUUGCCAAAAGUACUGUGAAGAGACAGGGCGCCUUUAGCUUUACGCCCAUGGAAGGGAUCUGGGCUAUGGGGAGGUGGGGAGGUCAGUACAGGGUCCUCCACGACCGUCAUUACCACCUGCCCCUAAAUGGGGAUCUGCGGAGGAUCCGAGUGACUCUGAACUGCACCGGGCAGCGAUUGGCCUUCUUCGAUGCCGAGAGAGGAAAUGCCCUUGUUGGUUUCACAGAAGCUUCGUUCUGCGGAGAGCUGCUACUCCCCUUCUUUUGGCUUCAGGAAAGGGCCAGCCUCACACUCUCUCCCUAGAGCAGGCAAGACAGCACAGGCGUUGAGAACAAAAAUAUAUCGAGAAUAUGUUCUCGAUAUCUGACCAAUGGGUGCUUAUUACAGGGGGCGAGGCAAAAGGGGUAUUGUUUGUUUUCAAGUGACUUGAGACAAGCCCACGAAGCGUUUGGGUCACUUUCCGGAAAGAUUGGGGAGGAGGUCCACCUCAAAGGGGACCCAAAGGGGCGAAAUACUACUCUACAGGACAAAAUGGUCCCCUCUUCAACCAUUCCCAGGUAAUUCCUAAUAUGGAUCCCCACCUAAUUCAGCUUGGAUUUCUCAGUGCAACUUAUAUGCCCCAAAGGCUGUCUUGCUUGGGAAAGCAACUCCAAGAUUUUCUUUUGGUGGAGGGGUUGACUUUAAAACUACUGGGUGUGACUAUUACGAAAGCGGAAAUAUUCCAAUUUAUGUCGUUUUUUUCUGAAAAGAAUAGUUGUUUGUUCAGAGAAACUUCUUGCAUUAUAUUUUUUUAAAAGGGUAUUGUACUGGGGCACAUAAAUCCGUUUUUUGUUCUUGU
This is a messenger RNA of Podarcis muralis (Common wall lizard), 2121 nucleotides long. RefSeq names its product zinc finger protein RFP-like. Gene Ontology annotation, molecular function: zinc ion binding. The record is from RefSeq and is a predicted model, not a curated record. Lineage: Eukaryota; Metazoa; Chordata; Lepidosauria; Squamata; Lacertidae.